AUGGCCGACUCAGCAGCCCCCGCUCCAGCACAAGCCGAUCAGUCAGCAAACCGCGGCAGGAACAACCGUGGAAGAGGAGGCAGAGGAGGGAACAGAGCUCCGCGCGAAGGUCAGGAAGGCGAACAGUCACAAGGCAGCAAUAGGAAUGCUGGUCGAGGCAAAGGUCGAGGUGGGCGCAGAGGAGGGGCAGGAGGGGCACCCCAGGAUGCGAAAGAUCAAUCCACCACCGAACAACAAAUCCAAGCAAAGGGAAAGGCCCUUGCCAUACUACCGCAAACCCAGGACGGCGACGAUGUCGAAGCCGAGGUCUGCUUCAUCUGCGCCUCGCCAGUCGUCCACCAAAGUGUCGCUCCCUGCAACCACCGCACCUGCCACAUCUGCUCCCUGAGACUGCGUGCCCUCUACAAGACAAAGACUUGCGCCCAUUGUCGAACAAGUGCCGAACAAGUCAUCUUCACCGAUGAUGCCAACAAACGCUUCGAAGACUACAACCUCAAAGAGUUCGCUCACAGUGACGACAACCUGGGCAUCCACUAUGAGAGUCAGGACAUCUUCGAAGACACCGUCCUUCUACUACGCUACAACUGCCCUGAUCCUUCAUGCGAUGCUGCUUGUCUAGGCUGGCCCGAUCUGCACCGUCACGUCAAGAACGUCCACCACAAACAGAUGUGUGAUCUCUGUACUCGCAACAAAAAAGUCUUUACCCACGAGCACGAUCUAUUCACUCCUCAAGAACUGCGUCGACACGAGAAGCACGGUGAUGAUAUUCCUGGCGCUGAGAACCAGUCUGGUUUCAAGGGUCAUCCAGAGUGUGGUUUCUGUCGCCAACGCUUCUAUGGCGAUGACGAGCUGUUCUCGCAUUGUCGCGACCGCCACGAAAGAUGCCAUCUGUGUGACCGCCGUGAUGGCGGUAGACAACCUCAGUACUACAUCGACUACAAUGCCCUCGAAGUCCACUUCCGAAAGGACCAUUUCGUCUGCCCGGAUCAGGAGUGCUUGGAGAAGAAGUUUGUCGUCUUUGAUUCAGAAAUGGAUCUCAAGGCCCAUCAGCUCGAGGCUCACCCUAACGGCCUGACCAAGGAUGCUCGUCGUGAUGCUCGCAGAGUCGACAUCUCAGGCUUCGACUAUCGUGCUCCUCACCAGCAAGACCGUCCUCAGCGCAACAAUAACAGGGAGCGUCGUGGAGGCGGUCGUGGACGUGACCCGAAUGCCGACCCGUUGCCAGUCUCAUCCGCACAGCCCAUGGGCCGAGCAGAGUUGGCCUACCAACGUCAAAUGGCCAUCCAGAGCGCUCAGUCUGUGACGACACGCAGCUUCGGCGGCCAGCUCACUCAACCUACUGAGACUUAUGCUGCCAGAGCUCCUGCCAAUGCUCCUGAGCCUGCCACUAUCACCGCCCCUCGUCCUGAUCCUUUCCCGUCACUUGGAUCUCUCAGCCUUCAACCGUCAUCAGCCACUCCUCGCUCAUCGUCUCCAGACCGUUCCAUGGCUGGCUUGACACCGCAAGAACAGGCUCGCCGUCUGCGUCACAAUGCUGUCAACGAACGUGCUGCCAAUCUCUUGCGCAACGACCAGACAAAGCUAGCAGAGUUCCGUAACAAGGUCUCGCUCUACCGUCAAGGUGCAAUGACUGCUGACCAUCUCAUUGAUGCAUUCUUCGCACUCUUCGAUACAUCUUCGACAGAGCUGGGAAAGUUAAUCAAGGAGCUUGCCGACAUCUUCGAGAUUACUACCAAGAGAGACCAAUUGCUGAAAGCCUGGAACAAUUGGAGAUCUAUCAACGAGGACUAUCCAUCCCUUCCUCAGGCAUCUGGUGGUCAGUCUGGUCCCAGCAACAGUGCAGCAUCGGUGCUGGGCAACGGUAUCGGGUCCAAGCGCAUUCUGAACCUCAAAUCGAGCACAGCACAAAGUUCGCGUUCUAACAAUGCUCGUUCAUAUGGAUCUGCUGUCGCUCCCCACUCGAGUGGAAACCCUGCAAGUGCUGGAGGCCUGUCCUUCCCUCCUCUGUCAGCUUCAUCAAGAACAUCAACUCCCGCCGCCCCUCCUGUUCGUGUGAACCCUACACAAGCGACUUGGCUCAAUUCAGCACCGGCAUCUGCACGUCCCACUCCUCAACCUUCGCGUUCUGCCACACCCAGCAACAGCAAACCUCCAGGUCGUGGUGGAGAUAACUUCCCCUCCCUACCCAAGGCACAAAAGCCCACUAGCACAGUCUUCAGCCCCGGCUACACUGGAGCUGGCGUACGACGAGUCAACGCUCCUGGUCCUUCGACUGUUGCGUGGGGUGCUGGCGCAAGCAAUGACGUUACAAGUCCACCUGCUGUGGAAGAGACGCCAGAACAGACCAUCGUCAGAAAAGGCAAACAAGGCAAGAAACAAGUCUUGUUUAACUGGGGUUGA
Messenger RNA from Aureobasidium melanogenum CBS 110374, 2400 nucleotides. RefSeq lists its product as uncharacterized. Gene Ontology annotation, biological process: protein ubiquitination; rescue of stalled cytosolic ribosome. The transcript has a single exon. Lineage: Eukaryota; Fungi; Ascomycota; Dothideomycetes; Dothideales; Saccotheciaceae. Bases 1 to 2400 code for a protein of 799 amino acids. Gene Ontology annotation, molecular function: ubiquitin protein ligase activity; ribosome binding. The record is from RefSeq and is a predicted model, not a curated record.